UCACCUAAAAUUUUAUUGUGACUUUUAUAAUAAUAAUAAUAAUAAUAAUAAAGCACUGAAUUUUUUUUUAUUUUGUUCUUCUUCUUCGAAUAUCGAAAUCGAAUUUACCAAAAAAAGAAGUUGAAGCUGUGUGAGCGAUAGAGAGCAAUGGGGGCUUGUGCUUCGAAACCAGAAGGUUGCGUUAAAGGUCGAAUCAAAUUGCCGAAGAAGAGAAGGCACUGCCGGAGACGAAGAAGAGUUUCAAAACGCCACGUUUCGUUCAAGGACAAUCUUCAGUUUGAGAACAACAUUGAUCGAUCUCACUUCAACCCUACCUUCCAAAUCCAAGGAAGCUUAGAUGUUGCUUGGUUCGAUUCCUCUUCAAUCAUCGAUUCUGAACGUGACGACGAGUUUUAUAGUGUUCGCGAUGAUGCGUUUUCGCUGAAUGGUUCUGAAUCGACGGUGAGCAUGUCGUCGCGAAAGGAUUUGAAUCUGCCGAGGGAAGCGAGGCCUCAAUUGAAUUUGGAUGGUUCUAGUAAUGAGGGUAGUGGUGGUGGUGGUGGCGGUGCGAAUGCUUGCUUGCCUCGUCCUGCGUCUACGGGCACUGGCCCGGCGGGUUCGCGGCGAAAAUUGAUUUCAAAGCUUUCCUUUAAAUUGAGGGAAGCUCAAGCUGAUUUAGCAGUUGUUUCACCCAAGGCGCUUCGGCAAAAACCAAUGGCGGGUACCUCAAUUCCUUACUGCCCAGUAGAGAAGAGAAUUCCUGAUUGUUGGUCACCGAUUGAGCCAAGUGCCUUCAAAGUCAGGGGAAAGAAUUAUCUUAGGGAUAAAAAGAAAGAAUUUGCUCCAAACUGUGCUGCGUAUUAUCCUUUGGGAGCUGACCUCUUCUUAUCUCAGAGGAAAGUUGAUCAUAUUGCCCGUUUUUUCGAACUUCCUCAUAUAAUUUCAGCUGGAGAACUCCCUUCAAUACUUGUUGUGAAUGUUCAGAUACCAUUAUAUCCAACUACCAUCUUUCAAAGUGAAAAUGAUGGAGAAGGAAUGAGUUUAGUUCUUUACUUUAAGCUAUCUGAAAGUUAUUCAAAAGAGCUUCCCUCUCAUUUCCGAGAAAAUUUAACUAGGUUGAUCAAUGAUGAAGUGGAGAGAGUUAGAGGUUUCCCUGUAGACACAAUUGCGUCUUUUAGGGAGAGAUUAAAAAUCUUGGGCAGAGUUGCAAAUGUAGAGGAUCUUCAUUUAAGCGCUGCUGAGAAGAAGCUUAUGAAUGCUUACAAUGAAAAACCUGUUCUCACACGUCCUCAACAUGAGUUUUAUUUGGGGGAAAACUACUUUGAAAUUGAUUUAGAUAUGCACAGAUUCAGCUACAUUGCCAGAAAAGGUUUUGAAGCAUUCCAUGAUAGACUGCAGUCAUGUAUUUUGGAUUUCGGCCUGACAAUUCAGGGGAACAAGGCAGAAGACUUGCCAGAGCAUAUGUUAUGUUGCAUAAGGUUGAAUGAAAUUAACUUCACUAAAUAUAAACAACUGGGCUUUUGAUCAACAAGUGUUUGAAUGCUGUAAGGUUUUCCAAACAAUGGAGAAUCGACGAAGACUAUCGACCCCAAUAUCUAUUUAUUUAUACAUCCUCCCUUGUGGGCACCUUAACAAAUUAGAUUUUGUGGUCUCCAAUUUUGCCACUUGAGUGUCCUCAAUUCGUUUGUACAGACCAAGAGAAUGUAAUAAAAAUGCUCUCAUUUUUUUUUUUUCCUAAA
This is a messenger RNA of Quercus robur (English oak), 1718 nucleotides long. RefSeq lists its product as uncharacterized. The record is from RefSeq and is a predicted model, not a curated record. Bases 148 to 1503 code for a protein of 451 amino acids. Lineage: Eukaryota; Viridiplantae; Streptophyta; Magnoliopsida; Fagales; Fagaceae. The transcript has 9 exons.